Messenger RNA from Haliotis rubra (blacklip abalone), 802 nucleotides. RefSeq lists its product as uncharacterized. The record is from RefSeq and is a predicted model, not a curated record. The annotation marks the transcript as partial. NCBI's taxonomy places the organism in Eukaryota, Metazoa, Mollusca, Gastropoda, Lepetellida, Haliotidae. The transcript is spliced from 6 exons.
UGGCAGCUGGUGCCAAAAAACCAGGGCAUCCUCAGUUUAUUCCAACAAAAAUUCACGGGAGAUGGCACAUAUUACGGACACACAGACACAGGUAUGUGUCAGUACAACCCGCCAAGUUACCCCCCAGCAGCCCUCAGCCCGAAAAUAAAGUAUCAAGUUGCCCUCAACAAACCUCAGUUCCAGAACUCUUUCGCAUGCGGAAUGUGUUUCAAGGUUCAUGGUUCUGGUAAGGGUUCUGGGAACAGUCCGAUCACAGGGGAUUUCUACGUCUUUGCAAACAACCUGUGUCCAGAAUGUCUUGCUGGAUCUCUGGACUUCGCAGUAUCCGGAGACGGACGCUGGAAUAUACAGAUCCAGGCAGUGCAGUGUCCGGUUGGAAAUACCAAAAUAGAAUACAAGUUCCAGGGAACGAACCCGUACUACAUCAAACUGCAAGUCAGAAACGCUCGCAUACCAGCCACGGAAGCUGAAAUGAUGCAGGGCGGGAAGUACGUCAGCAUGAAACACACGGCCGAUGGAUUCUGGGAACUUUCCAACGGACAGAAGGUAGACCAAACAGGCGGCGUCCGUGUGAGGCUGACAGCAGCUAAUGGGGAGACGGUAACAGACAUCAUUCCCAACUUAAAUAAUGAUGUGGUUUUGCAUGGAAAGAGCCAGGUGCAGUUUAAGCUUGAUUCCAGCCUACCCUCAGCGUAGAAUUAGAUGUGACAUAUGUGUUCUGUCACUGUGUCGAGAUGAACGUGACACAAGUGUUGUAACAAGCAUAAUCACUCUUUCUGCAAUAAAAGACCUUCGUACCGAA